Molecule: messenger RNA, 696 nt
Organism: Aspergillus costaricaensis CBS 115574
Lineage: Eukaryota; Fungi; Ascomycota; Eurotiomycetes; Eurotiales; Aspergillaceae
Exons: 6
Coding region: 132-557 (141 amino acids)
Source: RefSeq, a predicted model, not a curated record
AUGUAUUCCUGCCAAUCGCUUUAUAUCCACUGGAAACCGUGGGCCGCUAAAUCUACAGACAUAUUGAAUAGAGCCAAUCUCUUAUAUCGAGCAAGUUUCCUCGAUCAAAAGAACGCAGAAAGUCCACCUCUAUGAAAAUUAACUCCAUAGUGACGCGGUCUCACAAAACCAACGAUCCAGAUCAUUCAGCAUUGCACGAAGGGGGAGCUCUAGGCCAAGAGAGUCUUCCCCGCUAUUUUGCCAAGUCAGGACCUGUGGAUGCUGAUCCCCGGAAGACAAAGAAAGAUGGAGGCGGAAAACGAAACUGGGGCCGCUCUGGCGAUGAAGUGCACGACUAUGGCUACAAGUUUACAAACACACGACGUCACUCAAACAGUAGCGCCCAGGGAAUUGCGGACUUCAAGACAAAAUUUGAAGCCGUUGAACCAGAGCCAGUCUUUGAAGAGACUGUGCAUGGGCCCGAUGCCUUUCCCGCGGAUGACGACAUGGUAAGGAAAGUUGAUAGCAUCAACAGUGAUACCACUGAAGGUAGUGAAGUCCCUUCGAACAAGCCAUAGCUAUAUCAGGCGAGGUAGCCAGGGAUCAAAAUGAGGAUUUUUCAAGAGUGAUCCUGCACAGACACGGUAAACCAGCAAGAGCUUUGUAUCACAAAGGUGACGAUCUUCAGUUUAUCAAAGACCCCUGCUAGGAAAUAUG